Messenger RNA from Thlaspi arvense, 1242 nucleotides. NCBI's taxonomy places the organism in Eukaryota, Viridiplantae, Streptophyta, Magnoliopsida, Brassicales, Brassicaceae. The record is from the annotation of a GenBank genome assembly.
AUGAUCUUUAUAAGACUGCGUAGAUGGAACUAUGAACCAUUGUUUUGCAGUGUGAGAACAAAAGAUGGACUUGAUGCGAUUGUUGGACCUAGUGGUGUUGGAAAGUCGAGAUUAAUCAACAUACUGAGAAGUAACUCUGGUGGUGCCAUUGAAGACGAAAAUUGGUUUGAGCCUAUAUUUGGUAACAACAACAAGUGGUUUGAUGAUCAGCGAGUUGGUGAAGUUUCAAGUGGAAGCGGUAGGGGCAAACAUACAGCUCGAAGUGUAUCGCUGCUGCCAGUUUCUGAAGGUGGUUACCUCGCUGAUACUCCUGGCUUUAACCAUCCUAGUUUGCUGAAGAUACGGAAACUGAUUGAGGAAGAAAAUUGCGGAUUCAAAGACUGCUUGCAUAUUGGGGAACCAGGAUGUGUUGUGAAAGGAGACAACGGGAGGGUUUCAGACAUUUCUAUGUUAAGCAAGUUCUUACGGCUAUGUCCAUCUCGUGAAAUACACUCAUCCGACGGCUCCUCCUUUGAAGCCGCCGUGAAAAACUCUUACGAGGACGACUUGGACAAUCUUGAAAGAGAGUUAGAGAUCUUACUCGACCUCAGAGGAAACCAGAGAAUCAUCGGAUGCUUGAGGGAUAAUCUGGAGCAAGGCUUAAGCUUUUACGGGAACAAAGUCCACAAGUUGCUUCUCGAGUAUGCACCGGAAGGCAGUUUAAGCGCUUUCAUGGACAAUUUCUCCGCCGAUAGAAAGCUUCCCGAGUGGAUGAUUAAAGACUUCACGCGGAUGAUUCUUCAAGGCUUGGUCACGAUUCACCGUCACGGCUACGUUCAUUGCGAUCUCAAAUCGGACAACCUACUUGUGUUUCCGUCCACGAGACAUUCAAAUUCGCCGUACGAGGUGAAGAUUUCUGAUUUCGGAAACUCGUUGAGAGUUGGACAAGUUCCUGAGUUCUGGGGGAUUGAUUUUCCAUUCGUUGGGACUCCGAUCUACAUGCCGCCCGAGUCUCUUCGUGACGGCAUCGCCAACAAAACCCUAGAUCUUUGGUCUGUGGGAUGCCUUGUCCUGGAGAUGUACACAGGCGUGGUUCCAUGGAAAGGCGUUGGACUCGAUGAUCUCAAGACUCGUCUUCUUGAUGGUAAAGCUCCAGAGAUUCCAGAGAGUUUGCCUUGCGAUGCACGGAGCUUCAUCAAGACUUGUUUCUCUAGGAAACCUGAUGAGAGAGGAAGCGCGUUCGAGUUGUCUAAAGACAAAUAA